Messenger RNA from Magallana angulata, 820 nucleotides. RefSeq lists its product as uncharacterized. The transcript is spliced from 5 exons. Bases 26 to 820 code for a protein of 264 amino acids. The record is from RefSeq and is a predicted model, not a curated record. Lineage: Eukaryota; Metazoa; Mollusca; Bivalvia; Ostreida; Ostreidae.
UGAAGGAUAUCACUAUCUUGAGGAGAUGAAAUUGAUACUUUUUCUUGUCAUUUUCGCUGUUGCACAAUCCGAGGAAAAUAACGGAAGUUGUAAAGACGUGUUACAGGGUUAUCUCACAGGACAACUGUCGUCUGCUCUCGGAGCUUACCAAGUAGAAGCAUUGAGGCGGGAAUUAAAAAGUUUCACGGACGUUAUGGAAAAAUCCAUGAAGAAAUUUAAAGAAAACGUCGAGACAAAGCUAAGAAACAUUAAAGAUACAUCAAAUGGAAGCGUUGUUUACACAAGAUGGGGAAAACAGGGCUGUCCUAGCAAUGCAGAAUUGGUUUUAUCAGGAUAUGUUGGAGGAUCACAUUACACUCAUACUGGGGCGGCGGUGGAACCUCUUUGUUUACCCAGAAAUCCAGAAUGGGGAAACUACAGAGAUGGUACUGAUGGAGCAAAGGCUUACAUUUACGGAGCAGAAUAUGAAACGGAUGAUCUAAGUGGCAAGUGGCUCAAACUUCAUGAUCACGAUGUUCCAUGUGCAGUAUGCUUGGUUCGUAACAGCCAUAUAGUUAAAAUGUUUCCAGCUAGAAGAACUUGUGACGAGGGCUGGAAAUUAGAAUAUCACGGCUACCUAAUGGCAGGGUACCAUAGUCACAAUGCUGGGACAACAUACAAGUGUGUCGAUAGUGACCCAGAGAGCUUACAAGGCGGUGGCAAUUCUAAUGGAAACGGAUACUUGUUCUAUAUGGUGGAGGCAGUUUGUGGUUCACUGAAAUGUCCGCCAUAUGUUAAUGGAAGAGAAAUUGUCUGUGUUGUUUGUUCAUUGCAAAAUUAA